AUGAAGUUUGCCAUCGAUAAAAUCAACAACUCCACUUCCCUCCUCCCGGGAAUAAAACUGGGCUAUGAAAUCUACGACAGCUGCUUAGAGCCAGUGGUGGUCAUACAGCCCAGCUUGUUAUUCCUGACCAGGGAGGGCAGCGCUGGGAUCAGAGUCCUGUGCAGCUACACCGACUACCAGACCCGAGUAACAGCGGUGAUCGGGCCUUACCUGUCAGACCUCGCUCUGAUUACAGCCAAGCUCUUCAGCUUCUUUCUAAUCCCGCAGGUCAGCUAUGGAGCCAGCAGUGAGAAACUCAGCCAAGAGGAGUAUUACCCAUCCUUUUUCCGGUCCGUUCCCAGUGAUAAGAGCCAGUCGAAAGCCCUGGUGCAGCUACUCGACAAGUUUGGAUGGAACUGGAUUGCGGCCAUCGGGAGCGAAAAUGAAUAUGGCCGUGAAGGCCUGGGCACCUUCUCCAGCUUGGCCACAGCCCAGGGCAUCUGCAUAGCCUACGAGGCAUUGAUUCCUGCUGACCCAUCAGUCCCACAAGAUCACAAGAAACUGGAGACAAUAAUCAAGUACAUCAAUGAGACUCAGGUGAAUGUAAUUGUUCUCUUCUCCGUGGACAGGCCCGUGAAGGCCCUGCUGGAACAGUGGAUCAGUCAUGGCUUCAGCCAGAAGGUCUGGAUUGCCACUGAAGCCUGGGUGAUGUCUGACAUAGUCACCUCCAUCCCUAACAUCCAGACCAUUGGGACUGUCAUUGGCUUUACCAUCAAGGGAGGCAUUGUACCUGGCUUUAAAGACUACGUUGCUGACCUCUUCGCAUCCAUCCAGCAGGAGAGUUUCUGCCAGGCUUCCUGGGAGUACAGCCACGAUGCCAACUCCGCUGUGCUCGGCCCGCAGUGCAGGCAAUGCGACAAUGUCUCCCUGCAUGACGUCUCUCACUUGCUAGAGAACCAGCAGACCUACGCGGUGUACAUCGCCGUGUACAGCGUGGCCCAUACGCUGCACCAGGCGCUGGGGUGCACGGAGGAAGGGUGCCCAAAAGCAACUGUCAAGUCCUGGCAGCUGCUGGACAUCAUGAAAGAGCUUCAGUUCACCCUUGAUAACCAAUCAUUCCACAUGGACCAGUUCCAUAGCAUGAACCAGGGCUUCGACAUCAUGUUCUGGAGCUGGCAGAAAGGCAACCUCCAGUAUAUACCCGUGGGAGACUACCAGGAGUCCUUACACAUCAACACGUCCCAGAUUCGGUUUCACACCAUGGAUAGCAAGAAGCCUGUAUCCACGUGUUUUUGGCGGUGUGAACCCGGGCAGAUUAAGAGAGUGAAGGGAUUCCACCUCUGCUGUUAUGACUGUAUCGACUGUGAAGAAAACACCUACGAGAGAAGCAAAGAGGACUUGUUUUGCACUGACUGUCCAGAACAUCAGUGGUCACCUAUUCGAAGCACCAAGUGUUACGACCGCAGCGAGAGGUACUUCUUCUGGGACGAGCCGCUCAUCAUCGGCUUGCUGGUCCUGAUGCUCUUCACCAUGGUGCUGACCGGCCUGUCAGCAGUGCUCUUCCUUAAGAACCUCAACACGCCGCUGGUGCAGGCGUCCGGGGGUGCCAGGAGCAUCUUUGCCCUGCUCUUCCUCUUGCUGAUGUGCCUCAGCUUGUGCCUCCAAAUAGGGAAGCCCAGCACUGCCAGCUGUAUGCUCCAGCAGCCUCUCUACACCCUGUGCCUCUGCGCUUGCUUCUCCACCUUCUUAGUCAAGUCGCUGGAGAUCGUCUUGCUGACGGAGUUCACAAGCUGUCCCAAAGGCUUCCUGCUCUGGGUGACCCAGAAGAGGGCCUGGCUCGUUGUCGCUGUCACCUGCCUGGUUGAGAGCAUGCUCUGUUUUUGGUACAUCUACUCGGUUCCAGCCUUCCCGGUGAGGGAUUACAAACUGCUGCACUCCCAGGUUCUGAUCCGUUGUAGGAUUCAGUCCUGGUUCGCCUACGUUAUGAUCCAUGGCUACAACGGCGGCCUGGCAUUCAUCUGUUUCCUCUGCACUUUCAUGGUGCAGACCCCUGCCAAGAAGUACAACAUGGCCCGGGGGAUAACGUUUAGCAUGCUGGCCUACUUCGUUACUUGGAUCGCUUUCAUCGCCACCUACAGCACGGUGCAGCCCACGCAGCAGCCCGCCGCGGAGAUCUGCGGUGGGCUGCUGUGCACGCUGGGGCUCCUGACCUCCUUCUACAUCCCUAAAUGCUACAUCCUCUUGUUUAAGCCCGAGUGGAACACGUUGGCUUAUUUCCAGUUACACCAAGGAAGGGCCUCAUGAGAAAGACUCCCACUAACCAGACCUGUUCUAGGCUGCUGUGAAAGGCUUUAAAUAUCAGCGAGGAUGGUUUGGUUUGUAAUGAAUCCACGAGCUGCAGUCACAAGACACAAUUACUGUAUAAAAUAUACAUACAGCCCUACCUGGUAGACUGAAGGCUAGAUCCUUUCCAGCUCAAAAUAAUAAUAAUAAAAAAAUCAUAGGGUUCUGAUGCUUGAACUAAAGGACUAUGCCCCAGGCGACAAUAGCAGUAGGUCCCAUAUCCUCUUGGGCCAAUAAGCAGAGGGAGUCAUUGCUCAAUCGGUGCCCCCGCAAAAGUCAGCAAUGUUACAGGUUCCAUUCAAAGGUUCGGAUGCUUCUCUGCAGCAUCUGUUCCUGUCGGAUCUACACAGCUGAGCUGUAGGAACCUCACCAGGCCCAGCUCCCUCAAAAGAUUUCCAGGUUUUCCUGCUUCUAGUCAGGGCAGAAAUAAAAGCCAACCUGCUUCUCCCGUGCUAUUUCUGUAUAGCCAUUUCCGGUCCUGACCGGAGUAUGAAAAUGCAGGAGGGGCCACAGAAAGAAGGGAUAGCAUGGGGUGGGGGAGGAGAGGACUUGCUCUCAUGGAAGAAGCAGAUGCUCAGCACCCCUCGAGUUUCAGUUGGGUGAAUUUCCGAUUCCAACUCAACAGUAGGGGAAAAAAUAGUUACGGCCCAGGAAUUGCUGAGUACGUAUCUACAGAUCCUUUAUUACUCCUCUCAAAUAUGCACCACAGGCAGCAUGGAUGGGGGAGAGAGAACCCACUGAAAUGCCUCUGCAUUGCUGCUAGGGUGAGAACCAAGUAGAAUCGUAUUCAAGGAUCAGUUCCUCUAGUCCCAGUAACUGGUUUAAAGGCUGGAGUUUGCUUCUGGCUUCCAUGCUCCUGGGUGCUUCUUGGUAUAUCUGUUUGCUCUGUUCCUAGCGCACAAGCGUGCUUUGCAACACACAGGGUUUGUAACUCCAGGCUAGCGUA
Mauremys reevesii (Reeves's turtle) is the source of this 3268-nucleotide messenger RNA. It is a transcript of the gene TAS1R3, whose product is annotated as taste 1 receptor member 3. Bases 1 to 2283 code for a protein of 760 amino acids. Gene Ontology annotation, biological process: sensory perception of sweet taste; sensory perception of umami taste; G protein-coupled receptor signaling pathway. Gene Ontology annotation, cellular component: membrane. Gene Ontology annotation, molecular function: G protein-coupled receptor activity; sweet taste receptor activity. Lineage: Eukaryota; Metazoa; Chordata; Testudines; Geoemydidae. The record is from RefSeq and is a predicted model, not a curated record. The transcript has 5 exons.